AUGCGCCCCCUUCAAGGCGUCCGGACUCUGUCCUGGACUCGUGUUGUUCCUCGCGCCCACCGGCAAACGCGGUGCAUUCAGAUUCGCGCCGCUCCCUCGGGAGUGCCUUCAGUUAAUGGCGACAGUCUGCCACUCGCUAGCACUCCCAGCUCUGUUGAAUCACGAGACGCGCGAUUCGAUGUUGUCGGCGCCCCAUAUUCGCUUCUUUCGGUGUCACUCUCGGCCUCGCAGAACCUAUAUACGCGACGAGGAACGCUGGUUGGAUUGAGCGGCAAAGCGGAUAAUGUGGUGUCCACCUUGAGCGUUCUAGAACCCUUCCGGAGGGCUAUCGUCGGAGUACCCUUUCUGUACCAGAAGAUCUCCUCACCAAGUCCUGUCACAGCUCUUGUUUCCGUUCGAUCGCCCAAUACCUCCUUCGCCGUUGUGAACGUCAAUGGUUCCGUGGAUUGGAUGGUUGCCCAAAGACGGGCUUUGCUUGCAUGGACGGGUCGGUCUCUGAACAUCAAGCCCACUAUCAAUGCAAACCUGAGCUUGUCUCAUUGGGGUAGCUCCGAGGUGACUGGCAGAGGUUUAAUAGCGUUGGUUGGAAACGGUCAGCUGUACUCGGUGGAAUUGAAGGAUGGCGAGCAGUACAUUGCGCAUCCCAGCAAUGUGGUUGCGUACACCAUGGCUUCCAGCCCUCCUCGCCCCUACCGUUUCAAGUCCACCACUCUCAACUUCCAAGUCCCGGGUCUGAAGACGCUACCAAGACUGCUACAAAAUGCCAAGUUUGUUCGCGACGUAUCAGAUUCCAAGGCAUACAAAACCACUAUGCAGUGGUUCCACAAGCUGCGUACCUGGUCUCGGAUGACCAUUUGGGGAGAUAGGUGGCUUCACCUCGCCGGCUCCCCCUCCACCGAAGGCGAAAAGACAGAGAAGAACCCACUAGAGGAUAAGCCAGAAGCAGAGAAAACGGAAGCCGAAAAGGUCGUUAGCAAUAUCUCUGGCCUAACCCGCUCUGUUGCGGAACUAGAGCAAGAAAUCCAAGGAACGAGCCGAAGUGUUGCAAAGAUCCGCAAAGAUGGAAAGGUCGAGAUUGAGGAAGUUGCUCGUUCAAACUAA
Molecule: messenger RNA, 1101 nt
Organism: Penicillium mononematosum
Lineage: Eukaryota; Fungi; Ascomycota; Eurotiomycetes; Eurotiales; Aspergillaceae
Product: AIM24 family protein
Exons: 7
Coding region: 1-1101 (366 amino acids)
Biological process (GO): inner mitochondrial membrane organization
Cellular component (GO): mitochondrial inner membrane
Source: RefSeq, a predicted model, not a curated record